Molecule: messenger RNA, 1080 nt
Organism: Paraphaeosphaeria sporulosa
Lineage: Eukaryota; Fungi; Ascomycota; Dothideomycetes; Pleosporales; Didymosphaeriaceae
Exons: 3
Coding region: 1-1080 (359 amino acids)
Source: RefSeq, a predicted model, not a curated record
AUGGCAUCGACGUCACCAUGGGACACAACAUCGCCCGCGAGUGGAGGUGGAGGCCAGCAGCGUACCACCCAGGAUGUCGAGAACCUAGAGAAAAAGAGGGCGAGAGAUAGAAAAAGCCAGAAAGCGAUGCGCGAGAGAACGAAAUGGAACAUACAAUGUCUUACCCAACAAGUCGAACAACUGCAACGUGCACUCGACAUCGAAACUCGCGAGAAAAACGACCUGUACAACAGAUUUCUUGCCAUGUCGGAGGAGAAUGACCACUUGCGCGUUCAGAAAGCAGCGCUGCAGUUGCGGCUUCUUGGGAAUGGGCAGUCGCCGCCCGACAGCGCGGCCUCACCCACUGGCCUUGCACCCUACGAGGCCAUCCCUAUGAAUACCACUCCUACAUGCAUGUCAGACCAGAUCUUGCAAACAUUUGUCGAGAGGCGAUGGGAAGCGUACGCUUUCCAGACAGCCGGGCGCCUCGAGUACUACCCCGACAAGCCUGAUCUUAGCGCUUUGUUCGACGGUCGGCCUAAUCGCCAGGUAGAUGAGACCAGUUCAAUCGUUGGCGACAUUGUUAGGAGCUACACAGAAAUCGAUACGUUGCCCAAGAAGGUGGGAGUGCACUACAUCAUGAGUACGCUCCUCAAGUGGGAGGUGUUGAGAACCAAAGCCAGUUAUCAGGCCAUGCCGGAAUGGUUGCGUCCAGAGCAAAUCCAGCUUGAACGACCACAUGCAAGUUGGAUUGAUAGGAUACCAUGGCCCAAGAUUCGGAUUUAUCUAAUCGAACACCCUGAGGUGAAGUUCGAUGACUUUGCCUCCGCCUACAGCGUCUCAUUCGGCAUCAAGUGGGACUAUGAUCCGAAUCUCGUCAUCUUGGCUGCAGCGAACGAUGAGCAUGGCAAUAUACUCAUCAAUCCCAUCUACGAAGAGCACCUGAGGCAGCUCAAAAACUGGACUGUUGGCGAUAAUUUCCGACGCAAAUUUCCUGAGAUGACAGAAAUCAUUGACAGCUAUGCCAAAGAGGAGAAGCACGCCGGAGGUUUUCCAGAGGAGAUGCUUAACCCGGUACCUCUGCCGCGCUACGCGAUAUGA